This is a messenger RNA of Ruditapes philippinarum (Manila clam), 648 nucleotides long. RefSeq lists its product as uncharacterized. The record is from RefSeq and is a predicted model, not a curated record. Bases 1 to 648 code for a protein of 215 amino acids. Lineage: Eukaryota; Metazoa; Mollusca; Bivalvia; Venerida; Veneridae. The transcript has a single exon.
AUGGCGUCUUCAAGCAUCAAUGCGGGAAAUUAUAGAAAAAGAAUAUUGAACGCUGACGAAAUUCAAAUAUGUGAUUUGCAGAAUCCCUGGAAUUUCUUCAUAUUGAUGAACCAGGAUGACAGUGCGUUGAAUAAAUGGCUCAUGGACAAUAAUUUGCUUCUUAAAAGCAUGCCUUGCUCAAAAGGCGACGAUGCAUGUUCUGGUACCAUGAGGCCAAGCCAAAGGGCCGGUAAACCUUCAGGAGCCACUCUACGAUGCAAUAAAAACAGAAACCAUGAGGUUGCCAUCAGGACGAAUUCUUUUUUCGAAAAUUCAAAACUCUGCAUUCAGGACAUUUUCAUGUUUGUAAAAUCCUACCUUGAUGGACUAUCUCUUAGGCACGUGUCUCUUUCCGCCGGUGUGCACUACAAGACCACAGCUGUUGACUGGGCAUCUUUUAUAAGGGAGAUAUUCAAGGAAUAUUUUCAUCGCAACAUGAAGCAUCGUGUGCUUACUGGGGAAGUGGAGAUUGAUGAAUCCCUCUUUGGCCGUAGAGUGAAAUUUCACCGAGGAAAUCCUAAUAAAGGAUUAAAAGUAAGCAGUCUUUACACUGAAAUAUUAUUCUUUAAAAUAUAUAUACAUACAUUUGUUUCACAUGUACAUUUUUAA